Lottia gigantea (owl limpet) is the source of this 4232-nucleotide messenger RNA. RefSeq lists its product as hypothetical. Bases 19 to 1089 code for a protein of 356 amino acids. Gene Ontology annotation, cellular component: plasma membrane; Golgi apparatus; endoplasmic reticulum. The transcript has 12 exons. The record is from RefSeq and is a predicted model, not a curated record. Lineage: Eukaryota; Metazoa; Mollusca; Gastropoda; Lottiidae.
GUUAACGCUGUUUUCAAGAUGGCGCCUGGAACACCAACCAGCAGUCCUCAAGAUGAAAAACCUAAAAGUAGAAGGCCUAAAGAUACAAAAUUCAAGCAGCAGAAACUUCCAGCAUGGCAGCCUAUUCUAACAGCUAAUACCGUACUCCCUGCUUUCUUUGCUAUUGGUAUAGCUUUUAUACCACUGGGUGUGGCCCUUCUUGUUACCUCUAACAAUAUAACAGAAUAUGAGUUAGAUUAUACAAUGUGUAAGAGUAAAACCAACCCUAAUGAAACUUGUGCCGAGUUUUUUGAUAAUCCUAACAACACUGGGCUAGUCUGUCAGUGUGAAUAUUUGGUGAAUCUUUCAGAAUUCCAGGGAACUGUGUAUAUGUAUUAUGGUUUAAAGAAUUUUUACCAGAAUCAUCGUCGCUACGUCAGAUCUCGAGAUGAUAACCAACUGAACGGUCAGGAUGUCAGCGUAGCUAAUUUAAACGAUGAUUGUGUACCCUAUAAAACACUGAAGGGAAAUUCAAGUUUUGGGUAUGCACCAUGUGGGGCUAUUGCUAACAGCUUGUUCAAUGAUUCAUUCAGUUUAACAUAUCGUGGUACGACUGAUAAUCCAGGAAAUAUCUCUGUCAACUUGUUGAAAACUGGUAUAGCUUGGAUCUCGGAUAAAACUGUUAAAUUUCAAAACCCUGCCAGUUGGGGCAGUAAUCUUCUCAAGCCACCAAAUUGGAAAAACCCAGUGUGGGAACUGGAUAAUACAACAGACAAUAACAAUGGGUAUGUUAACGAAGAUUUGAUUGUGUGGAUGAGAACAGCAGCGCUACCUUCAUUCCGUAAACUCUACCGACGUAUUGACCACUCCCAGUCUGAGUUUAAAGAUGGUUUAAAAGAAGGACAAUAUUUGAUCUCUAUUAAUUAUGCAUAUCCAGUAACAGCUUUUGAAGGAAGUAAAAAGUUUGUUUUGACCACUACCUCAUGGUUGGGUGGUAAGAACCCAUUUCUGGGUAUCGCCUAUCUGGUAGUGGGUAGCUUGUGUAUUAUACUAGGGGUGGCCUUCCUCAUUAUUCAACUGAAAUGGGGGAAAAGACAACAGGCAUGGUAAAGAUCUGUUGAAAUGGUAGAAGUGUCUAAUAGGGAGGCUUAUUAACCAAGACUACUGUUAUAUUUAUGAGACUGGAUAAAAGAAGCUAAUGCUUUCAAGGCUUAUUAAUCAAGACUAUUGUUAUAUUAACAUGGCUGGAUAAAAGAAGCUAGUGCUAAGACCACAUUGACAACAUUUUUUACUCAGUUUUUUCAUCUACAAUUCGAUAUUUAAAGCUACAUUUUCUACCCAAAAGUGAUCAAAAUUAUUCAGUUUAGUUUAAGACUUAAAAUCCUACAAAAUUUUCUACGAAGGAUGAAACUUUAUAGUGUUGUCAACAUCUGAUUGGUCUAUCACUAAACUGAUAUCAAACCUGCUUAGCUUUCAUUUAUCAUAAAAAAACGUAUUCUCUUGCCUUCAGUUAUCUCUUGGUAUGACACAAAUCUCUAGUAAACACAAAACACUAUAAAACAUUUUGCUAACUGAACACAGAGCAAAUUUUGUAAAUAAAUUAAAAUGAGAUGAAAUAUCUGUGGUCUUUAGCCUUUCUGGAUUAAAUUUUUCUCGUGUGAUACUAUACAUGUAGCACUAACAAUAUCUACUUUUUACAAUUCAAGCACUUUUUAUCAUUAGAGAUGGUUUUGCAAGUUUGAAGUCAAGGGAAAUCUGUAUUAUACCUUGAUUGUUUUUAACAUGUACAUGUAUGUUUAUAUCAUCUCAUCGUGUUAGUUUGUACACAAGAAGAUUAUAUUAAGUUGUAUAUGUGCCCUGUAACGGCUGUUGAUCUUUAAAAUCUUGAAAUAGCCUAUAUUCUUACCUUGACAGACUUGAGCUUGAAUUGCUUGGCUGAUUAGAAAACAGGCAUACUGAACUCUAUAUAGUUUAAAACUGUUAAACUUCAGAAAUUAUUUAAUACAGAGUUCAGUUUACCCGUGUUUCAAUGGUGGUAUAUAAUCUGAUUAUUAUAAUCUAUUCAGUUUGUGUAAAUAUUCAUCAACAUUCCUUGUUCCGCUGUUUUUUUUAAUAAAUGUUAAUCGUGUUGUGUAAUUAAGAAGUCAAACCUAAUUCUAUAUACUUUGACAGAUUCAGAUACAUAAGGAAUUGAUAAUGGAUGUAUUUUUUUUUAUCAUUUUUUCAACUUUCUGUAUAUAUUGUAUUUUUGUUAGGGUGGGGACCAUAUCAAUCUCUCCAGGGUAAAGAAUUUGGAUGUGCGAAUUAGACCUUACCAGUAAUGAAAACAUCUGGAGACAUACAAGAACAUUCAGUACUGGUGUUGCAAAGCAUGCUUACUUGUUUAAAACACCUUGUAUCAAUCUAUUUUUCCACCUCAUUAACAUUCUAUUCUUUUGAAACAUCUUUUACCACUCACCAACUGAGUUGGACAAAUCUGCAUGUUGGUUCAGCAAGCCAUGGCAUGCUUACCCUCUUAUAACACUUCAUAUAAACAUUUAAUAGUAGUUUAAUGAUGGUGAUAAGGUAGAGAAAAUUGGAAGGAUGCAAACAGGAUCUAAAUAUAACACAUAGAAAACCUCUUUACCAUCCAUAGAAAGAUCAGAUAUCUGAACUAUUUUUCAACCCUGGGGAUUUUAAGACCUAUUUUGACCUGAAAUAUAAUUGAUUACUACUUGUUAUUCUGUAAUAAUUUAUUUAUUGAUUGUUAUUAUGUACAUAAUUUUACAAAUAUUUGAAUAAUUAUAUCUUCUUUAAUCUACAGCACUCAGUUUACUUUGUCCAGUUUGCCCCAUCCACCACUGACUGUGUCAGUCCAGUCUUGGAGCUUUAUUUUUGUUUCAACUGACUCUUGUACCAUGUAUUCAGGCUAAUGCUGCUGUCCUGGCAAAAUUUCCCUCAUUGUACCCUGCAUGGCGUUGCCCGUCUUCAUUAGACCACAAUGUGCAGACAAGUAGUCAUUUGGUUUCUUUUGUACCCUGUAUUUAUCUUCCUCGUGUGUAGCCUACCCACCCACUGGUAGGUUGGUUUGAAUCAUUACGUGGGGGGGUCAAGUAAGGUCCACCGAAUUGACAAGGGUACUCACAUGUAAUUCCACCCUUUUUGAACUUGAAGUAAUAAGAAAUUUGACAGUGGGGGAGGAGGGAAGCCAGACCAGCCUUAGUUCUUUGGGUUAUGAAACGCCCCAAAGCCCGGUAGAAACGCCACUUAGUCUACCAAUAUUGCAAUUUAUUUCGCAUUUACUAACCAGCUAUGACAAGUACCGUGUAUUUGCGUGUAUAUUGCGCACCUUUUACUCGAUAAUAUUAUGCCAUUGUGUUGCCAUAGUUGCACACUGAAUGAAGUUUCUAGUCUUCUAGGCACUGGUGUAGGAUGUAAAACUCUUAUUUCAUUCAGUUGACAACAGAUGAGGGGGUUUCUUCCGAUACACUGGUCGUAUCCAGAUUAGGGAGUUUUCGAGCUUGACAGAAAGCUCCCACGAGAACAAUGAGCACAAAACUGAUAAAUAGAAAUGAUCCACAAGCUAUAGCGAUAUAGUCUCCGUAUCCCUUUUUAUCUUCUAGCUUACCAAACAUGGGAGCUGGAUUGGUUUCACAAAUAAAAAGAUUUAAAGAGUCACAAUUUUCUAACAACCAAUCCGAUCCUCUGUCUAUUUUUACACACGAUGACAUCAGAGAUGAUGUUUGAAACGUGGACGCUAAUUGGCCAAAAUUUGGAAAGUCAGUCAUGUGACGUGUUUUAGCGUCCAUAACGACGAAUACAUUAUUAGACUCAUUCUUAAAGAACUGCAAGUUUGUCCAGAUUUGUGAUGCACUGAUGUCAAAAGCAUUUCUCAACUCGUCUAAUGAUUGGUCCGUUUUCACGUCUGCUAAAUAACCGCCAUUUUGACGACACGAUCGCCUGGCACCUGGUAGAGUUUCUGGUAAAACAGGAAAAAAGAAACAUCUUUCUUUAUAUUUUAUCCAAUUGGACUGACAGGGAUAUGAUACUAUGAUAUUAAUUCUAGUUGCCAUGGUAACCAUUAUUAAUAAAGCUUUAAUUAAUACUUCCAUCUUUAAAAUAAGUAUCUGGUGGAUUACUGCUUCAUUUAUCGUUUUGUGACAUCUUUUCUCAGCGCAUCUUUUUUCUACAACUGUUAUAUCAUUUCAAAUACAUUGUCUUCCUCUUCCUUUCUGAAUCACUAAACUUCAUUGAUAUCUGCAACCUAGUCCGUC